Rhipicephalus sanguineus (brown dog tick) is the source of this 9557-nucleotide messenger RNA. RefSeq names its product kinase D-interacting substrate of 220 kDa B (gene Arms). Gene Ontology annotation, molecular function: protein binding. The coding region runs from base 208 to 5448 and encodes 1746 amino acids. The transcript has 27 exons. NCBI's taxonomy places the organism in Eukaryota, Metazoa, Arthropoda, Arachnida, Ixodida, Ixodidae. The record is from RefSeq and is a predicted model, not a curated record.
UGUGACGGUUGUAGUUGCUGGAGCUGGACGUGUUGUGAUAUGAUGAUGUGACUACCGUACCACUUUACGGGCUCUUCUGUGUCUUUUUUUUUUCUUUUUUAGUCUUGCUUUUAGUAUGAGGUAAUCAAGAACGACUAGGAAUGCAACAUCUUCGCUUACAGUUCUGUUGGUUCAACUUGCUAUUCAUAGUCUUUGCGGAUACGUAAAAUGGCGUCUACAUUUUCAAGUGCUGUAGCUUUAAUAACUGCUGGAGACCUGCAUUCUCUUGAAAGGUCCCUCAAUAACAAGCAUGUGAGCCCUGAUGAACGGGACGAGAAUGGACAAACAUUGCUGAUGAUAGCUGCUCAGUAUGGACAACUUCCCAUUGUUGAAGAACUGAUCAGACAAGGAGCUGAUAUCCACCUAGAGGACCUUGACAAUUGGACAGCACUGCUGAAUGCUGCAAAGGAAGGAUAUACAGACAUUGUUUCAGAACUUGUUAUGCACAAUGCAGAUAUUGAGCAUCGAGACAUGGGUGGAUGGACUGCCCUUAUGUGGGCAUGUUACAAGGGCCACACGGAGACUGCUAGGUAUUUGCUGGAGCAGGGGGCUUUCCCAAAUGUGCACGACCUGAACCACAUGUCCUGCCUUAUCUGGGCAGCAGGCCGGGGGCACCAGAGUAUUGUGGGUGACCUACUCAGCUACGGUGCUAAAGUCAACUCUGGUGACAAGUAUGGAACUACUCCAUUGGUCUGGGCAUGCCGUCGAGGGUUCACAGGCAUUGUUGAAAUGCUGUUGGAAGCGGGUGCAAAUGUUGACACUGCUGGGAUGUACUCAUGGACGGCUUUGAUAAUAGCCACAAAAGGAAACUACUCUGACAUAGUCAGCAUGCUUCUGGAGUACAAGCCAAACGUUAAUGCCAUUGAUGCUGACGGUUACACGGCAUUGGCCAUUGCCUGCAAGGAAGGGUUCACGGAUAUUGCUGUCUCAUUGUUGAAUGCUGGUGCUUAUGUCAACAUGCACGAUCGCAGUGGGGACACUAAUCUGAUCCAUGCGGCGAAAGCUGGAAAUUUUUCUAUUGUGGAUGUUCUGCUGAAAAAGUAUGCCGAUGUUGAUGUACAAGGCAUGGACAGGAAAACGGCUCUUUAUUGGGCUGUGGAGAAAGGGUACACUGACAUCGUACGUGUGAUUCUGAAUGCCAAUCCAAAUCUCGAGCUGGCGACAAAAGAUGGAGACACUCCAUUGAUGAAAGCAACAAGGAUCCGUAGCACAGAUAUAGUACAGAUGUUGAUUGAUAAGAAAGCGAAAGUGUCCGCCACAGACAAGAGAGGAGACACAGCACUGCAUAUAGCAAUGAGAGCACGUAGCAAGGGUAUUGUGGAGAUACUCUUGCGCAAUCCAAAGAACAGUCAGCUCUUGUACAGGCCAAAUCGGAGCAAUGAGACACCCUACAACAUUGACACAAGCCACCAGAAGAGCAUUCUUGCUCAAAUUUUUGGUGCUCGUCGUUUAAACACCAAUGAGGACAACGAAAACAUGCUGGGUUACGACUUGUACAGUAGUGCAUUGGCAGACAUUCUGAGUGAACCAUCUUUAUCCAUGCCCAUUUCAGUGGGCCUCUAUGCCCGAUGGGGAAGUGGCAAGUCUUUCCUUCUUGGCAAGCUUGAAGAGGACAUGCGAAGCUUUGCAGUCCAGUGGCUGGAACCAACAUUCUCCUUCACUUGGGUCCUGUUUUGCCUGGUAUCGUUCUGUUCAAGCAUGCUAGGCUACUGCAUCCUUUUGGCAACAGGACAAUGGCUGCUGGGGCUCAGCUUGGGAACUGGAUCCUUCCUGCUCACCUACUGCAUUCUUUAUGUCAUAAGAUAUGGCAGCAGUCAUCAUGAUUGGAAUUGGGCUUACAAAUUCUGCAUCAAAAUGGAACACAUGCUCAGUUCUUUCAAGACUGUUCUUCAAGUUAUUUUUUGCCACCCUCCAGCAACAAACAAGGAUUUUGGAUCUAGUCCUGUGAGAUUCAUAUUUACAGAGCAAAACAAAGUGAGCAGCUCUGGUGUUGGGGACUCUUCAAUUGCAUAUAUUAUCAUUUCAUUGUUUUCUGCCAUUGAAGAUGAAUUUGGCUUCUUUACAACAAGAUUCUACCGUGUUUUUCAACCAAAACCAGUGGCCUCUUCCAGUUGGACGUGGCGACGAUUGUGUUGUAUACCAAACUUCGCCAUCUUCCUGGUGACCUACCUGUGCUUCCUGGGUGCUGUUGGGGUGCUGGUGGAUAUGCUGUCAUGGAAUCAGCAAGAUGGUGGCAGCCACACACAGCCCAUUCUCAUUUCACUAGCCAGCGUGGUAGCUGUUGUUAUGCUGACCAACCUUUACACCUGGGUGCGCAUGUUCCUGUCACUUUUCCGCUCCCAUCAUCGCCGUAUCCACAGCUACUUGGCCCACGUGGAUGCCACUUCAGGUGGCUACAUGGAAGCUCUCAAGGGAGAAAUUGAGCUUAUGAGUGCCAUGGUGCACUGUCUAGAUGCCUUCGUUCGUAAGCAGACCCGUCUGGUCUUGAUUGUGGAUGGCCUGGAUAGCUGUGAGCAGGACAAGGUUUUACGCGUCCUGGAUGCUGUUUAUGUGCUUUUCUCUGACCCUGGACAUCCCUUUGUCACAAUUUUGGCUUUGGAUCCACAUAUAAUUAUUAAGGCAAUUGAGGCCAACCUGCACAGGGCUUUCCAGAACACAACUGUUCGUGGAUAUGACUACCUACGCAACAUUGUGCACCUGCCCUUCUACUUGCAAAAUAGUGGGCUCCGAAAAGUCAGGGCAGCACAACAGACAGCUGUAGGGCUGAAAAGAAGUGGCAGCCACUGGUGCGAGAAAGAGGAAGUGGAGAAAGCUGCUCAGGGCAUUGUUGGCACAGGCCCUGACCGACCAGGGAACCGUCGUGUGUCAAACUCGAGCAUGUCAAUCCCGGAGUCAUUCCGAAAGCCCUCACAGCAGCGUAAAGGCAAUCAGAAGCUGAAGGCAAGUGAAAGUGUGGCUUCAAGCAUGAGUAACCUUCAUCGAGGAGUAACGGGAGCCCAAGAUUUGACUAAAGUGCUUUUGACCGAUGAUUACUUUAGCGACAUCAAUCCUCGUUCCAUGCGCCGGCUCAUGAACAUUGUUUAUGUAACAGGUCGUUUGUUGAAGGCAUUUAACAUAGAUUUCAACUGGUACCAUUUGGCUUCAUGGGUGAACAUUACAGAGCAGUGGCCUUACCACACUUCAUGGAUCAUUUUGUAUUAUGAGUUGCAUGAAAACGAAAUUGAUGAUUCUACAUCACUGAGGUCAAUCUUUGAAAAGAUCAAAGGAAAGGUGCCCACAGGAAAAGAUCUGCAGCCACUUUAUGAUGUAGACCAUGAUGUCAGGAAGUUUGAAAUCUUUCUGAGCUUCCACUCAGCAUCGUUGUUGAUUAGUGACCUCAAGAUCUUUGUGCCCUUCACUAUCAACCUUGACCCAUAUAUUCGAAGAGUGAUUCAAGAGCGGUAUCAAUCCCAGCCUGAAAGUGAUCGACUUGUUCAGAAGUGUGGAUCUGGGCCAUUUGUGCCGCCAGCCCCGCCACUGGGUCCAGUAGGCGUGAUGGGCCCAGCCGGGACGCCAUGGACUCCAUUGAAAGCUGAGCUGUUGUACCCGCAAGCUCCGUCGACACCUGUGAUGUCUACGGAACCUUACCAGCAGCAACCAUAUCAUGUAUGGUGGUCAGUUGGCUCUCCUGGAACUUCUAGCACAAUGCCUGUGGCACCAGUAGCACCUUUAGUCCGCGUUUGGAAUGAACCUUUUACAGGCAAGCUAAGCUCCUUAACUGUAGAGGGCGUGUCAAACUUUCUUGAGGGCCUUGAGGGUAUUGACAAGUCACGGGUGCCCGACUAUCAAAGCACACUGACGCGACACAACAUUCAUGGCCAAGUUCUGUUGACGUGUAAUAUCUCUGAACUGCGGGAUGUGCUUGGUAUGACUUUUGGCGACUGGGAAAUCUUCAAGAUGGCUAUCUUGUCAUUACGUGAGCAAGAGUUUCAACGUGCGCAGCCUAGUGCUUCAGCAGAAGACUUGCCUCCCAUGCCUUUUGCACGAGACCGUACACACUCAGUAUCUUCAGCAGCUCCAGGUGACCAUACAGAUUCCAAAGCAAAAGAUAAAACAAGUGAUGGUUCAGAUAAGUCUGAAAAGAUGUCCUCUUCACACUCUCAGUCAACUUCAAGACGACCAAACUCAUCACUCGAAAAACAGGUGACAAUGGAGGAGAGCUUGAUUGUUGGUGCCUUGGAGACCCUUAGUGAAGAAGCCAUGGAGGAUACGCUUGAUGAAAGUGUAGCCCCACAUGCGGGAUUUCACCAUUCGCAGGUGUUGAGCCCAAUCUUGUCUGAUCCCGGCGAGGGAGAGGAAACAAGCGGGACAACAGUGCGUACAACGGGGGAUAAUGAGGUUGACGUUGUUUACCUCAAAAUGCCUCAUGGGUCCCCAAAGUACAACUACUCACCACUGUCAGCCUCUGUUCCGGACUAUGAAUGGGGUGUGCAAGGACCAAGCCCCACAGUGUACUGCAGCACUGAUCUGCCACUUGAGAGCUAUGGCGUGUCUGCACCACCUUCAAUUGCUUCCAGUCCUAAUGCUCCACCACCAGGGUCAUUCGACACUGCCUCCUUCAUGGGAAAAUUGGAUGCAGCCAGCCAGAAGCCUCGCAACAAGCAUCUUGACUCAGUUGUGGCACAGGAAGGCAUGUCUCGCCGGGGCAGCCUAUCACGAGAUGCAGCUGAGAGCAGCUUGAUUGACCACUGGAAAGGUUUGGGUGGUUCUGAUUUGCACCAGGAGCGUCACCGGCUGGAGACCUUAUCACUCCCCAAUGAUGCGGCAGAUGAUGAGAAUGCCCCGCUGAUUGAGGUUGCAAGGCCUAUGUUUCUCGCAACAAUGACAUCCCGGGAUGUGGAAAGCUCAUCGCGCAGAGAAAGGGAGUUCAUUCAGCCUUUUAAGCUUUCCCGUGGAGCUAGAAGGUUCAACAUUGAACGCCAGUUCUCUGUGGACGAGCGGUCUGACAUUGACCCAGAGGAGCACAGGUUAGAUGGGGCGAAAUCCACGUCAACGGCAUCGCUCACAAUGCUCAGGAAUAAUGCGGAUGGGGCGACAGAGACAUCAAGCCCAGCCACAGCACUUACUCCUCUGUCAUCUUCAUCAGGGAGGUCCCCUGAGGGAGAUCCAAAAGUGCGCCGCAGUUCUGUCCCUUCAGCGCAGCCUGACGAGCAAAGGAGCCCAGAAGAGGGCGUGGUGCCCUCACAAAGCACACCUUUCAAGCUUCCAGAGCUGUCAAGCCGCACCUUUUUGCGGCAGUUGACUGAUCAAGAACAGAAAGGUCAAGCUGGCCAGACAUCAUGCGAGGGAACGUCAUCUGACACUGUUGUCAUUGCUGGUAAGGCGACUGAUGCCAAGCAUCUCUUCUCAAGCUCUGAGACUGUUAUUUAGACUGACAAAUCCUGGUGAAGUAUUGUUUUGUUUGGUGCAUUUCUUUGACUAGCUGUUUUGCUUUCAGAGCUAAUGUGAGUGAAAGCUCUCCAUAUGCAUAUAGUUUAUAGGGAACAAACAUUAUCAGGCCUUCAAUAAGUUUUUGUGUAAAAGGCCACACAUUGUAUUUUUCUAGUCUAGCAUUUCGAUAUCAUAAUGUGGCAAAGCAGACAUUAUGAAAUUGUGGUCAUCCUACAUUAUAGUGGGCAUUUUGUUGGUAACUAUGAGCUGCCUUUUUGGUUCUGCUCUAUAUAUUAUCCAUGGAAUCUAUAUUGCAUUUGUAGCCAAGAACACUGAGAAUAGAAAAUUAAUGACGUGCUGUGCACCAGUAGCCACCAUUCAAACCUAAGCUGAUACAUGACAUUGCUAUUUUCCAAGAUUAAUCCAAAGUCCCCCACUAUGACAUGCCUCAUAAUCACAUUGUGGUUUUGGUAUGUAAAACCCCAUAAAUUAUUUUUUUUUUCAAUCAAUGUUUUGUUCACACAAGGGACUGCUUAGUUUAUUGUUUAUUUUUAUGAGAAAUUACAUAUUUUCCCGGUAAUUUCUGCUCAGUAUGUAUUGUGGCUACUGGUUGCAUUUUUAUAUAGCUUGAUAACCACUGUGCUUAUAGAAAGCACACUGGUGUUUUCAGGGCAGCACUAUCAUCAGACAUAUAAACAAUUGUAUGCUGUUUGCUUCUUUCUAUUUUUUCAAGAAUUACUUGUGGCAAAUAGCACUAUUCAGCUUCUUUAGGUGGAUUACUUGUAGAAGGCAACAGUUAUUUGUACUACAGAUCAAAAUGUGCGAGCUACUUCCACUAAUCAACUUUUAGCUUGUUCUUUUUCAGACCUAUGUUGCAACCAUUAGUUUGUAUUGGGCCAGUUAUGAAAUCAUGAACACACACUCUUAAACUAUCUCCAAUUCUAAAAUGCCAGUCUACAAAAUACACUAUGAGGAGCAUUUUCUUACUGUUAAUAAUUUCCCCUAAACCCCCCUUGUAGUCUACAGGAGUAAACAAAUUGGAAUGCCAUUGCAUUCAUCAGCACAUUCCAGGGAUGGAUAUCUUAAAACCGUGGCUUGUACCAGGAUUUCUGAUGAGUAGGUGCAUCACUGUUACCUGUCUUCAUUUGCAACUGGUGCCCUCAAAUGCAGCAUUAAUGAAUUAAGUAGCAAUACUUUGGUAUGUGUUCGUCUGAGCACUGCAACUUGUCAUUCAUGUAGUGGUCACUUCUUCCACUAAUGGCUUUUAGAGAUGGAGAUGAUACCGGUGUUUCAUUAACCAUGAAACUAAAAUGUGGAGUCAAACGUCCAUAUUUAAUGAACAUGGACGUAAUCAUGGAGUUCAGUGAGUGAUCUGCUACAAUGAAACCAGAAAAGCAAGCACAAAGAUGCUUUUGGUUAGACAAAGGAAAUAUUUGUUAACUCUUAGCUCAGAGUAAGUAUUUUAGUGGUAAAGAUGUCAAAUGUGUACUAGCAAGAGAAGCUCCAAACAUCACAUUUUGAAUGUGCAUGUGCAUUUUGGCUAAUGGCUUUGCUCAGGUGACCUACAGCUACAAACUCAAUGUGCUCCUCCAGUAAAGUAAUGCAAGAUAACACAUUACAACAUUAAAAGCGACACAAAACGCAUUUGUAAUUUACUGCUGGUCACACGCCAUGGAUUGUGCGACGAGCCGCUUGCAAGAGAAUGAAAUUGCCAGGAGACCCUUUGCUGGCCUGCCAUUGGAGGCAUCGUGAUUCAUUAAUGAAUCACUUGAAUUUCUCUUGCAUAAACUUGUUCAUGAUUUUUUUCUGCCAGUAUUGGCUUGUACACAUAUAGUGCAGAGUAGGUACAAUAAGGGUAUUCUUCUGGAAGAUGCAACUGUUAUAAUGGGGUUUGACUGUGCAUCAAUAUGUAGCAACUGCACAGAAAAAUAGGGAUAGCGUACCAACAUUAAAGAGCGCAGCCUUCUUUUUCUGUGUGGUGUAUUGAUCUUAAAUACCGAUUUCAUUCUAAUACAAAUUUAAAAAAACGAAUUCAGCCCAAUUUUAGUGUCUUGAAUUCACUCAUAUUACUGAAUUAUAUUUCUGCACAGUGUAUAGUCAUUGCAAAUAAUGUAUGACAGUUUACAGAGAGCUGUAGCAUGUGUUCCCAACAAACCUGUUGUGUGCCUUUGAAGGUGUUAAAUUAAAUGGAAGAGCCUUCAAAGCAUUAAUUAUAAUCAAAAUAAGAGGGGUAUGAAUAUUUGCCUUCAAACUCUUCAUCUCCACUCGUAUCCCCAGCUGAGCUCAGAAUUAUGUACGUCAGCUAUCUUACUACACUGCAUAUGUGUUUGUCAUUCUUGUCAGUUGCUAUUGUCUCUAUUUCUAAUUUGCACUUGUCUAAACUCACUCCUACUGCUUCUUGCACUUGACUUUCACUCCCUGAUGCCUAAUUAGCUCACUCAUGACCAUAGAUCAGCAAACCCCCUCACGACUAGGCUCACUCAGACUCGGACAGACCUGUGUGUAUGAGUCUGCAUGAGCAUUGCUGAGUUGAAUUUUGGUGAGUUUGAGUGAGGCUAGUUGAGGAGAAUUUUAAUGAGUUUGCAGCCGGUUGAGUGUAGCUUACUAGAAUUUUCAGUCUGAGUGGGCCCACUUGAUUAGAAUAUUGGUGGUGUUGACUUCAAAUGACCAUAGCUGAGUGGAAUUUUGGAGAGUUUGAAUCCCAAUUGAGCACUGCCGUGUAUAAUUUUUUUUAGUGCAAGUCCGAGUGCAUGUGCAUUGAGUAGAAUUUUAGCGAGUUGAGUCCGAGUGAGACCUAAGCAAAAAUUAUGAUUCGAGAGUGAGUCCGAGUGAGUUCUGUUUAUUUUGCUGACCUAUGCUCAUGACAACAUUUUGAGGCUUUUUAUUGGCAGGCAUAAUUUUCUGUAAUUUUACAGGGAUGUAACACCAACGUACAUGCAGUCGCCGUCUCCCUGACAUUCUCACUUUGUCCCUUUCCUUGCAUUCUUUCUGUAGUCUGUAUCUUUUCCUUCUUGUUUGAUUUCCUAGUUCUGCUUGUGGCAAAUGUCAGAAAGCGCUUUUAGAUAUGAUGAAGAGUUGCUGCUAGUGAAGGUCAGAACUAUUUACCUGGUCACAGUCUAACAUCUAGGCAGCAUGUACAGUUGGUAAAUUAAUGCUUAGCUAAGAAGCUACCUGCUGUAUCUAUGAAGCACAUUUUUGUUAGAUGCUGUAGGAGAUGUAGCCAUCCUUUAGGGUACUUAGGACUCCUUCAGAUGUGAUCAACAGCUGGUAGGUUGUAAGUUCUUAAUGUGAUAGUUAUGAAGACCAAAGCAAUAAGAUGGUGGGACAGCCCUUUAGUAACAAGGAGAAGUUUUUAGCUUUUAAACUUUAAAAGCUUCAAUUCUAUUAGAGCUUAGUGUUACAUUUACACUCAUGACUGCAUUGCUACACCAGUCACCUUUGCAUAUAUACAAAUUUCAUUUCUGCCAUGCAGGCAGCUUAAUAUUAUGGUUUUAAAAUUUUCUGUGCAUUUUUACCAGAAAUAUUUUGUAAUGAAAAUGAAAAUUAUUUUAUGCUGUGCUCGUAACAUUGAUCGUCUGCUUAUCCCACUGUUGUAUUUGUAAAAUUUUUGUUGAACAUUUAGAAUCAUAGGCUGAUCAGUUAGAAUUUGAUGUGGUCAUCUAAGGUCACUUAAAGAUAAAUAUUGUUUACUACUUACCAUGCUUGCACUCGGUGACAUUUUUUGUAAGCUAGUCUAUGCAGAGUAUAAGUGCUAUUGACAUUCUUUGUGGCACGUUAUGUGACAGCCUCUUUGUGUUGCCGGUGAGAAGCUAAUGCAAAGUCAUGCAAAAGCCAAAAAUUGGUACUGUACUUGACAUUCAAGUGGUGUUGCUAUUUUGCUGCAUUGACAUCUUUUGCAUUUAUUUAUCUUUGGUUUUGUUUUCCUAGGCUUAGCCAUAAAAGAGAUUUAGGGCUGUGCUGCCACAGCUCUACACAUUAGCAUGGUUCAAGUAUUUGCAUCUGCUUUUUAUAAUGUUCUUGGCUUUAUUUUAGUAUGUUAAAGGGCACAAGGAAUUAUGGUACAGCCAUGCUGGAUAUUUCAGCUGAAUAAAUUGUUUUGUUACAUUUUC